AGUACAAAUAUAAGAAAGGCUUCUCUUGUGGUUCUACACCUGCCUUCUCCUCCACGCCACUGCUUUGGGGUAGCCAAGAUGAAGCUCACAAUUAUCUUUGCUGGACUUCUUGGCAUCUUUCUGGCUCCUGCCCUUGCUGAUGUGAUUGGCAGUGACAGCAGCAGUGCUGUAAGUGGGCAGCAGUCAGUGAGUGUCAACAACGACAAUAACGUGGCCAAUGUCGACAGUAACAGUGGAUGGGACUCGUGGAACGCCUUGUUGGACUACGGCACUGGCUUCGUUGCCACCAGAAUCUUUAGCAAAAAGGCAUGCAUUGUGCACAGAAUGAACAAGAACUACCUGCCGUCUCUGCAAGCCCUUGAUGUGCUGGUCAAGGAAAAGAAGCUUCAAGGUAAAGGACCUGGGGGACCACCUCCCAAGGGCCUGAUAUACUCAGUCAACCCUGACAAAGUCAAUGACCUGCACCAGUAUGGAAAAUCCAUUUCUGUCAUGUGCAAGGGGAUUCCAACGUACAUGGCUGAGGAGAUUGUAGGGGCAAGCCCGGCUUUUAACUCAGAAAAAUGCUUCAGUGCUGAUAUACUCUGGAUUCUGAACAUUUCCUUCUGUGGAAGAACAGUAGAGAAUUAAAAAAAAAUACUUGCCAUAGAUUUAGUCACUUGUAACUCCAUGCAGAAAACUCUAUGCAGAAAAAUAUGGGUUCUAAUGGUUUGCUUUA
Molecule: messenger RNA, 715 nt
Organism: Manis pentadactyla (Chinese pangolin)
Lineage: Eukaryota; Metazoa; Chordata; Mammalia; Pholidota; Manidae
Product: gastrokine-1
Exons: 6
Coding region: 79-627 (182 amino acids)
Biological process (GO): regulation of cell population proliferation
Source: RefSeq, a predicted model, not a curated record